AUGUUGAUAAUUCGUGUAUUAAGUAACAUUGGCAUAAGCCGCAUUGCCUUUGAUGAUGGCGCCACUUUGGGGGACCUCAAGGAGGAGAUUCGGAAGCGUAUACAAAUUCCAGAAGGUGUAACUCUAAAAUUUGUAGUUGGAGAUUCUAACGAUGAGAUAUGCGGGAGCGAUGUUGACCCGCUUACGAGCGUCGGCGUUGAGCAUGGUUCCUGUCUACGGCUGAUUAUCGUCCAAUCCGACCCAGAUAAAAUACAAGAUCUGAGUUAUGUCUCCAUGUGUAAGCCCGAUCCAGACCAAGUGGAGUCAGAGCCUUCUCCUGCGGGAUCUAUGCCUACUACUUCGCGUGGCAGCGCUGAUGAACCACAAAAUACUGGUUCCCAACCUAAUUUCAAGUCUUUCGAUGCCUACCUACGUGACAAUGGAUAUCCUGUAUCGGAUUUGGCGUUGAAGCAAUCCUACAAGCCUGUGCUUAUAGAACGUGGUAAAAUGAACAAGUUACCGUCCGGUGUGACUGUAAAACACCAACCGUAUCGACAUGUUGAUCACAUAGAACUGAUGAAUGUUAAAGACAUUCACAGUUUUGCAAACUAUUGGAUGAUCGAUCUUGAGAUGGCCGAACAGCGUGCGGGAUGGCUGUAUGGUUACUAUGUCGAGGAUCCUCACUACCCACUUGGCAUCCGCGCUGUUUGCGAAGGCAUAUAUGAACCGCCACAGAAGUCUUCGUUAUGUGAAGUGGAGUUCUUGCAGGAUGACUUCCUCCCAGUCGUUGAUCUCAUUGCUGAUCGGUUUGGGCUUGAGCGCAUUGGGCACAUCAUAACGCAUUUGCCUAGGGAGAAUUACCUGUCGCCACAGGACGUGAUUGACAGCGCAAAAGUGCAAUUGGAACGUGUUUACGACACUCACUACACGGGAUAUCCCGUGUCAACACACGUUACUUGUACGCUGCAUCCGGAUUCGGAGGGUAAACCGGCACUGAAUGCCUUUAUGGUAUCUGACACGGCCAUGGCGUUGUUACGUGAUGGUAUCAUAUCGGAAGUGCAGAGUGACCCUAUGUUUUUGCGUAUCCGUGAGCCUAAACAGAAGAAUGAAAUUCUCCCGCAAAUUAUUGAGUCUGGGAAGGAGGUAACGAAGUUUGACCCAAGUUGGUUUGUCAUACGUGUCAAUGACUCUGCACCAAUAACUCCCAACUCAAUUUUCAAGUACGCAGAAUUUCCACGGGAAAAUCGAUGCACUCAACCGGUUACGACAGAUGCCGUGAAGAGUUUCUUAUCUAGCAGGCUUGCUGAGGGUUUUGAAUCUUCUGAUCCCAAGAUUUUUAGCGAUUUCCAUUUGUUGCUUUACUUAGCCAAGAUAUUGGACGUCGACACCGCUCUUGCUAUUUGCGAUGCAGUGAUUGGCAAGGCACCACUUGACCCUAUCAUGGUUGAGCUUCUUAUGGCAAAUUAG
Messenger RNA from Babesia sp. Xinjiang, 1446 nucleotides. Its product is annotated as Nuclear protein localization protein 4 -like protein. The transcript has 4 exons. Gene Ontology annotation, molecular function: ubiquitin protein ligase binding; ubiquitin binding. Gene Ontology annotation, cellular component: nucleus. The coding region runs from base 1 to 1446 and encodes 481 amino acids. The record is from RefSeq and is a predicted model, not a curated record. NCBI's taxonomy places the organism in Eukaryota, Apicomplexa, Aconoidasida, Piroplasmida, Babesiidae. Gene Ontology annotation, biological process: ubiquitin-dependent protein catabolic process.